AUGUCUACAGCUGUAUACUACACUCACAAUAUGCCUGGUGAUGAUUUAACAAGACAGAAUAACGGUACCACUGCCACUACCAACAACACGUUACCCUCGCUAGCUCAAAUUAUGCCACCUCGUAACCAACAACAACAACAACAACAACCUCAAGAUGGUUCGGCUGCUUCUGCUGCUGCUGUUAUUGGUAAUGGUUACUACCCUCAACAACAAUCAUAUGUACAAGAUGCAUACUCCCAAGUAUCAACUUCCCAAACCACCCCAUCUGUAUCGUACACAGACCCUAACACCACCAUUACAGGUAAACCCAAAACUGACAGCUCAACUCGUUCAUCAGUAUCUUCAUCCGCUAACAACAACACUUCUCCCACUGAUGCUAAUGGUGCACCUCAAUGUAUAUGUAAAGCCAAAGGCAACAAGAUCCCACGUCCAAGAAAUGCAUUCAUCUUGUUUAGGCAAAAAUACCAUCAGGCUAUUUUGGACGAAGGUUCAGUCAUACGUUCCAACCCUGAAGUUUCUCGUGAAUUGGGUAGAAGAUGGAGAGCUUUACCUGCUGCCGAAAAGGAACAUUGGAAUAAAUUGGCUGAAGAUGAAAAGAAAAACCAUGCGUUGAAGUACCCCAACUACAAGUAUGAGCCAAAGAGGAAUGGUAAGAAUAAAAAUUGUUUGGUUUGUAAGGAUAAACCAACUGCCAAACAACUAGCCAAACAACAGCAACAGCAACAGCAACAGCAACAACAACAACAACAAGCUACUGCUGCGGUCCAAUCACAGCGUCAUCAUUCAGAGGCUGCUCUUGCUGCUGCUGCCGCACAACAACAAAUGUUGCAACACCAACAACAAAUACAACAACAGGCACAACAACAACAACAACAAGCCGCACAACAACAAGUACAAGCCACCCAAGCUGUUCAACAACAACAACACGAUCAAUAUCAAAACUACUUCAAACAACAACAAUUGAACAAUUUACAAGGAUACCCAAGCUAUAUCAUCUCAAACACCAAUCCAUACUUGCAAAACUCAUCAACAUCCUUGGCAUCAUCAUCAUCAACUGGUAACUUACCACUUCCUGGUGCAGCAACCAAUAGUGUUGGAGCCCCCAGUACUGCUGCUUCAUCAAUGGGAUUUUAUGAUCAAGAGAAACUAUCACCAUUGUCUGCCACCACAUACACCAACAAUAAUAAUAGUACUAGCGGUAUAGCUAAUGUGCAUGCUGCAGGUAUGCCCUUCUCAUUGCCACAACAACAACAACAACAACAGGCACAAUUACACCAUCCUGGUGUAGUUGGUGGAGUUCCAAUUGGUGUAGCAGAGUAUCAAUUACAAGGUGCACAUCCUCAACAACAUCAACAACAACAAUCACAUGCGCAAGGAUAUGGUUUAGAUGCAUUUCAUCAACAGUAA
Messenger RNA from Lodderomyces parapsilosis, 1407 nucleotides. It is a transcript of the gene RFG1, whose product is annotated as HMG domain-containing transcriptional repressor. Bases 1 to 1407 code for a protein of 468 amino acids. The transcript has a single exon. The record is from RefSeq and is a predicted model, not a curated record. Gene Ontology annotation, biological process: cell differentiation; anatomical structure morphogenesis; negative regulation of transcription by RNA polymerase II. NCBI's taxonomy places the organism in Eukaryota, Fungi, Ascomycota, Pichiomycetes, Serinales, Debaryomycetaceae. Gene Ontology annotation, molecular function: DNA-binding transcription factor activity, RNA polymerase II-specific; RNA polymerase II cis-regulatory region sequence-specific DNA binding.